GGGAGGGACAGAGCGAGGGGAGAGGCGCAGCCGCGCAGGGCAACACGGCGCCGCGCGCAGGCUUCGCCCCCGCUGCAGGCGAGGCAGGUGCAUCCAGACAAGAAUCCCUACGACCCGCAGGCGGCCGAGAAAUUCCAGGUCCUCACUGCAGCUUGAUUCAGUCCAUGUUCUUGCUAGACAGCGACUCGAUUUAGCGGAGUGAAUGCGUGUUGUCCUGGCAAGCUGAGUUUUUUCCCCUCUCGAAGUCUCGAUGAUGUAUUUCAUUCUCUCGCACAAAAGAAUAUAGUAUGCUGGAACUCUCUUAUCUCUGGUUAUAGUUGGAACGGCAAAAUGGUGGAAGCAGAUGAGCUCUUCAAGAAUAUGCCUGCAAGGAACGCAGCUUCAUGGAACACAAUGAUUUCUGCUAACGCAGAAAAUCGACGAUUUGUUGAUGCACUAAAAUAUUUCAGUGCAAUGUCGGCUUCAGGGCAGAUUCCGGGAGAAAUUACCCUGUCAAGUGUUCUUCUUGCAUGCGCAAACUUGUGCUCUUUAGAGGUGGGCAAGAUGGUUCAUGCUAAGAUUGUCAAGCUUGGAAUCGAACAUAACAUCUUUAUGGGAACUGCACUCAGUGACAUGUAUGCCAAGUCAGGGGAUUUGGACAGCUCCAAGAGGAUAUUUUAUCAAAUGCCUGAAAAAAAUAGUAUCACUUGGAUUGCCAUGGUUCAGGGACUUGCAGAAAAUGGCUUUGCAAAAGAUUCUAUUUUGUUGUUCGAGAAUAUGAUGGCAAAUGGAAUAUCACCGAAUGAGCAUACAUUUUUAGCUAUUUUAUUUGCUUGUUCCCACAGUGGUUUGGUGGAACAAGCCAUACAUUAUUUUGAAGCAAUGCAAGCACAUGGCAUCCCACCUAAACAGAAGCACUACACCUGCAUGUUUGAUGUCCUAGCUCGAGCUGAUCGUUUGACAGAAGCCGAAGAGCUUCUCAUGAAGGUUCCAAGUAACUUUGAAGCAAGUGCAUGGUCAGCUCUUCUGAGUGCUUGCAACACUUACAGCAACAAGGAGAUAGGUGAGAGGGCAGCAAUGAAACUUCAUGAGUUGGAGAAAGAUAAUACAGCGGGCUAUGUGCUACUCUCGAACAUGUAUGCAUCUUGUGGUAAAUGGAAAGAUGCUGCUGAGAUAAGAAUACUGAUGAAAGGAGCUAGCCUUAAGAAAGAUGGUGGGUACAGCUGGUUACAAUUGAAGGGACAAUAUCAUGCCUUCUUUUCUUGGCAUUUGAUAUUUUCCAAAAAGAAUAAUGAAAAUGAGAGGAUGGUAUAACGCAGCAGCAAUUGGAACUUCAGAACUCCGAGAGUCGAGUAAAUUGAGCUAAUGUCUCCAGAAUGGUCCUAUACAAUGGAUCAAUCUCGGUUGUCAAAUAUUUCAGGGACAACAUACUGGAUGGCACUGUUUUUUUCACCCUCCUUUUCGUGAGCGAGCUGUUCGAGGGCUACAUUGGUCAUCUUGCAAUGGCAACAAUGGCCUCCACUGAGAUGACAACCGACAACGACAACCCCUAAAAGCUUCAGGACAGGCUCAAGAAUGUACAAAGGGAAAGAGAGGAAAAGCUAGCUAGAUUCUUCAAGGAAUUCCUCUCCCAAUAUGUUCGUGGUGACAAAGAAGGAUUCGCUAAUCGUGUGGAAGCUGAGGCGAAGAGGCUCUCUCCAGCACUUGUCAAUCUUCUGAUCCUAUUAAACCAUUUGUACUUUUAUGUUGUCUAGCAUUCAACUCACUGUGAAAAAAUGUCCAUUUGCAGCAUCUGGACUGGAUAUUCUUCGCACCAUCGGAUAUAUGUAUUCUUGACAUGCAGCAAAGGAGCUAACACCAAAUGGUGUGUGGACAGGAAAGAAACAUUAACAACAGCAAAAGAAGCCACAUUCAGAAUGUAGUUUAUGUAAAAGAUGAAUUGUUUGUAGAUAAAAAUCCCAUCAUACAGAAACUAAGUAAUAUGAAAGCUCCCUUGAUAACAUGCUACAUUGGUUAAGCUAGAUCCCACAAUGCAUAUACUACCAGCGUAUAUAAGAGGUGGCCCUGAAAAUUUGACAACUUUGUAGUUCUGAAUGGACAAGCAUGAUUUGCGCUUUCUAAUCCAAAAAGCUUCGCACCAUCGGAUAUGUGUAUUCUCGACAUGCAGCAAAGGAGCUUGGCAAGAAGGCCAUGUACCUAGGAGUGCCAUUCGUGGCUGAGUGGGUCAGGAACAAGGGGCACCUAUGGAAGUCACAGAUCACAGCAGCAAAAGGAGAAAUGCAGGAGCCCUGCAACUGUUGCAGUUGCAAGAGGACGCCUGCCGGCAGAGUAACAAGGAUGGCAAUGCCACGGAGUAGGAUGUUGACUUUCAGAUGAGGAUGAACAAGGAUCUGAUGAUGAGCUCACUGUGGAAGCUGAAGGUUGUGGAAAUUGAAAUGACUCUCCUGCAUGUUUGUGAAAUAGUAUGUAUCUUGAGGUAUCUGAUUACAUACGGUGCUUUACGAAAACAAUGUCAAGAAAGAGGAUCUAAAGGCCCGAGCAACGGCCUUGAAAAUUCUCGGGAAAAUAUUUCAGGGAUAAGGAGGCAUUACCUGGGCCAGAGCCAGGGCCGUCAGGGCCAUCAAAACGAACAGUUCUUGAUAAUGACAACAGUUUAGAUGACAGUUCAGAUGAUGACAUAGCUCGGACGGUGCCAUAUCAAACUCCUGCAUUUACUCUGUGGAGAACCAAAGUUGUCCUCGCAUGCUCUUAGAAUUUGCCAAUCCGCUUUGUAAGGAUAUGUACAUUACACAGUAACUAUUUAAUAGUUGAUACCAAUGGUAAGCAGAGCUUAUCCCAUCGUCUUA
Molecule: messenger RNA, 2825 nt
Organism: Panicum virgatum (switchgrass)
Lineage: Eukaryota; Viridiplantae; Streptophyta; Magnoliopsida; Poales; Poaceae
Product: pentatricopeptide repeat-containing protein At5g04780, mitochondrial-like
Exons: 5
Coding region: 331-1293 (320 amino acids)
Biological process (GO): RNA modification
Molecular function (GO): protein binding; RNA binding
Source: RefSeq, a predicted model, not a curated record